AUGUUUGGAUCCUCCCUGGGGAUUAUACAGCCAGCUGCUGCGUGUGGCAGAGGAAUGCCAAGCACCCCCCACCACCGGGGACCCCCAGAGAAGGCUUCUGCCACCCAGCAGCUGCCUCCUGUUGGGGUCAUGGACACCCUCACGCCCAAGCCACAGAACGCAGUGACCAUCGCUGUGUCCUCCCGCGCCUUGUUCCGCAUGGACGAGGAGCAGCGGAUCUACACCGAGCAGGGCGUGGAAGAAUAUGUGCGCUACCAGCUGGAGCACGAGAACGAGCCCUUCAGCCCCGGGCCCGCCUUCCCCUUUGUGAAGGCGCUUGAGGCCGUGAACAAGAGGCUGCGGGAGCUGUACCCCGACAGCGAGGACCUCUUCGACAUCGUCCUCAUGACAAACAACCAUGCUCAAGUGGGUGUCCGUCUCAUCAACAGCAUCAACCACUAUGACCUGUUCAUCGAGAGGUUCUGCAUGACAGGUGGGAAUAGCCCCAUCUGCUACCUCAAGGCCUAUCACACCAACCUCUACUUGUCGGCUGACUCAGAAAAAGUACGAGAAGCCAUUGAUGAAGGGAUCGCAGCCGCCACCAUCUUCAGCCCCAGCAGGGACGUGGCUGUGUCCCAGAGUCAGCUGCGCGUGGCCUUCGACGGAGACGCUGUGCUCUUCUCAGACGAGUCUGAGCGCAUCGUCAAGGCCCAUGGGCUGGACCGGUUCUUCGAGCAUGAGAAGGCGCACGAGAACAAGCCUCUGGCCCAGGGCCCUUUAAAGGGCUUUCUGGAGGCGCUGGGGAGGUUGCAGAAGAAGUUCUACUCCAAGGGCCUGCGCCUGGAGUGUCCGAUCCGCACCUACUUGGUGACAGCACGCAGCGCAGCCAGUUCUGGGGCCCGGGCUCUCAAGACCCUGCGGAGCUGGGGCCUGGAGACAGAUGAGGCCCUGUUCCUCGCGGGCGCACCCAAGGGCCCCCUCCUUGAGAAGAUCCGCCCACACAUCUUCUUUGAUGACCAGAUGUUCCAUGUCGCUGGGGCUCAGGAGAUGGGCACCGUGGCUGCCCACGUGCCUUACGGGGUGGCACAGACACCCCGGCGGGCUGCAGCUGCGAAGCAGGCCCCGUCUGCCCAGUAGCUGAGCCGCCAGCUUUACUGGCCCAUGUUGCUCCAGACACUGCGCUGUGGCCCGGAGCGCCCCCCCUAGUUCCUGGCACUCUGCCCUCUGUAUGUCUCCCCUCCGCCCCAAGCGAGGCGCCGUAGGAAGGCUGCAGCCAGGCCAGGGUCCUCACCUGUCCGCCUUUUUGGACAAAUGCUGUGCCAGGGUGCUGCCUAGGAAGGUAAGACUGCAGAAUAGCUGGGCUUCGGGGUAGG
Molecule: messenger RNA, 1352 nt
Organism: Condylura cristata (star-nosed mole)
Lineage: Eukaryota; Metazoa; Chordata; Mammalia; Eulipotyphla; Talpidae
Gene: NT5C1A
Product: 5'-nucleotidase, cytosolic IA
Exons: 6
Coding region: 1-1116 (371 amino acids)
Biological process (GO): nucleotide metabolic process; adenosine metabolic process
Cellular component (GO): cytoplasm; cytosol
Molecular function (GO): 5'-nucleotidase activity; nucleotide binding; magnesium ion binding
Source: RefSeq, a predicted model, not a curated record